This is a messenger RNA of Paramuricea clavata, 9629 nucleotides long. Lineage: Eukaryota; Metazoa; Cnidaria; Anthozoa; Malacalcyonacea; Plexauridae. The record is from the annotation of a GenBank genome assembly.
CACUUUGAACAACAAAUCCAUGUGGUGAUGGCCGAAGAUCAUGCUUCUAAAACGAAAAUAAAACACCGAAAAUUCUCACAAAAUAAUAAAAAGCAAGCAAAACAUACAAAAGAUGUGAUACAACCAAGGUUGCCUAAAACUGCCAGUGAGGUUUCUUCAAACUGGAAAGCUUUAUCCGCAGUAAGUAAUAAGUAUUUCAUAGAGUAAUUUAUGUUCAUUUUUAGACCUUUUUAAUACAGUCAGGGUUGGAAAACGUGAAGAUUUCACGCCGACUGCUUACGUCAGAACGCUAUAUGAGUGACUUAAAAGUACACAGGGGCGGAUUCAGCGUUUUGGAUGACAGGUUUACUAGGUCCACACAACCACUAGGGAGGUCCGGGGCAUGGAGCCCCGGGAAAUUUUUAAAAUUCGGGCCUCUGAAACAGCAUUUCCUGCGUUCUGGCGUCACCUUUUAAAUUAAUUUAAUGGUUAGAAAAUACAUGGUUUUAAGAGAAUUUUGGACUAAUAUACACAGCUCAUACAAUGAAUUGAACCUUUUCGGAAACUUAUUAGCUGGUGAUAAAAAUAUAGGAUUGGCAAAUUGCUGACGCAUCGAUAUUUAUUAUACUAAGUAACACAAGUAGAGAUGCUUUUAAUAUAAACAUAGUUGUAAUUUUAGAUCUAUACGCUUUCAAACCAACCACUUUAACAAUGAAAUAGAAACCAAACUGCAAGAGCGUGAAAGCUUUAUAAUUAUUUCCUGAUUCUCUAUCGCGAACGCAAUGAUUCGGUUACGCAAUAUUAUACACAUAUUUCGCGCUAUCAUGAGUGUAGACUGUAUAGAAGUUACACGUAUAAACAUCGAUACGCUUGUCGACGGAUCAAUAUUUAUUAUACAGUAAGUAGAAAUAGCUUACAGUUAUAACUUUAGACAAAAUACUUUUAAACAAACCUUCAAAAUGAACAAGAAAUCCAUGUAAAUGCUUCUAUCGCCAACGCAAUUGUCAGUCACGCAAAAUUAUAAACAUAUUUCGCGCGUCCUCGAGUUCUGUUAACUUUCAUUCCCAAUUUUCUCUAAAUACUGCUCGACUCACACGUUUAUGACCGGUUUACAUCCGGCGGAGCGCAGCCGUUUAGCCAAUCGAAUGGCGUAUCGACCAGUUUACUCUAAUUGAGAAAACUCUGACCACCGGUUUACUCAUAAUUGCGGGCGGUUAUGUGUGAUUCAUGCGAUGUUUCAGUCCACGACCCACGACGACACAUCAGCAGAUUAUUUGUCUAGUAAUACAACAUUUUGUAAGAGGAAACCAACGCGAUAAGUCCUUAAUUAAUUAAAUGCUUACUAUGUAAGUGCGUCUAAAUACGCUCAGUAAUCCAGAAUCAAAUUUCAAUAAGAGUAUUUAAAUGGCGUAAUAGAUUAGACAACAUCAAGUUUAUGAAACAGAAUAUUCUUUAAAUUAGUUAUAUAUUUACAUGGAAGGUUACAGAUUUUCUUUCUUUGGAGAAUCUGACAGGUUUAUAUAAACCUGUCAAACCUGUCUGAAUCCGCCCCUGAGUACAUGCGUGUUGGAGGUUUUGCUCUUGCUUAAAGUGGCUGCAGCCUGCAGUUAAUAAUUUUGUUUAUAUAUAAUCAAUCUUUCAGUAUUCACAAACCUUCUCAAUAAUAUAUUACACAAAAUCAUCAAAUUGCGAAAGGCCUUUUAUUUCAGCAGUAAGGUUUUAAAUGAGGAUAAUCAGUGUAACAUCCAUGGAUCUGGCAACCUAAUACAGUAACAUUCCACCUAGAGAUGUGCCGGGCGGACCAGGGUGCAUUCGUUGUAAAUGCUACGCCGAAGGUACGCCCCAGAAUGUAAAGUAUUAUUUUUGUACAGGGAACUUUUCUGUUGUCAGGAACUUGGCAGUUGCCCGAAACGUUACCGAAGGCAGAACAUUUGAGAAAAUUUCAAAAAAUUUGGUGUCUCUAUAUCGUCUGAAAUGGCAUUUUCAGAGUUUUCUCUACCCUUCGCAAGGCCCAACACGUACAGUAAGAGUCAAAAUAAAUCAUUAGUUCAUAAAAAAAUAUGCAGAUUUUGUAGGAUUUUCUUGAAAAUACGCGGACAGAAAUUCAGCUAAAAUUUCUGUGCAGGGAAUGCGUUCCCUGCGCAGGCCAAACUUUACAGUCUGGGAUAUGCCUUAAAGCAGUCGCAACGCUACACCAACAUCCCACCCUGAUCCAUUCUUCCGACUCUCACCCACGCCAGGGCAUAUGAGUUAGUUAUCCAAAAAUUCAACAUGUUUUAGGAAUUUACGCCAUUUGAUGUAUUUAUUGGUAUUUAUGCGCCACCAAGUUAAAAACAGCAUACACCAUUACGCCAGGAAAGACGAUUGUCCCCAGUACACCAAGGCUUACUGUAACUCUACGCCGAAGCUGUAGAAGUUGUUAUAGCUGGCAAAAUAUAGACAUCUUGCACUAUCCAGUAUCUGAUAAAAGUUUGUCAGAUAUUGCUGGUACUUUUAUUAUAAAUGCAAACGUUAAAAUGUUGUGUUAAAAUGUUGUGAAACACAAACAACUACAGUAGUCUUCUGAUACCGUACACUGUUGUACACAUGUGACAAAUUAUGAGUUUUAUAUACUGCUCUCUUUUAUAUAUAUUUAACAAUUAGUUCCUGAAGGCGAGGUGAUUAUCGGGGAAUAUUCACCGAGAUGAAGUCAAUGUGAAUAUUUAUCAUUUAUAGACCCGGAGCAAGGGAGAUUCGGCGUAAUAUUUCCUGAAGUGAUGAUAUUUUCCGAGGGGCUUUGCCCCGAGGAAAAUAUCAUCACUGAAUAAACUUUAAAACUUGCUAAAUAUUAACUACGUUUCCUCUUUAAAAUAUUUGACCAUGUAUCCUUUGGAUCAUUAAAGGUAACAUAUGUCGUGAAAAUCUUUGGUUAAAUCAAAUCUUCUGUACCAAAUUACAAACAACAUCAACAACAGCUCGCGAAUGCCAUAUUGUUUCAGAGCGUGGUGUCCACAUGUGAGUGUGGGACACCAUUUUGGCGUUCAAAAAUAUCUUGAUUUUAUUUUGAACUGGCUGUCUUGUUUUCUCGCUGUUCUAUUUGCGAAAUUAUUCCGAAGGUAUCUAUCAGCAUGGAAACUUAUCCUCAUCUGGUAUGUAGUCAAAUACCCCAUAUUUUUAUUACAUUUAAAUGCCAAAUUUGUACAUAUUUUUAUUAAUUCAUAUGGAUAUUUUAAGCCAUUUGUUAACUUAGUUCACAAAAACAUUUGUACAGUAAAACAAUCAUUGUGUAAUAUUUUAAACAGUCAAAACAUAGCAGGCAACAUUGCUAUUUAAUGAACAAUAUCAUAGGAAGCCAACAUUCUCAGCAGAUACAUUAAAUUAAAUGCUGGUCCUAUAUUUCUGUAACUCUCAUGUUCAAAACAACAGUCCAACUAUAUUAAAAGCUGUCAUCAAAUGUAGUGUUAGAAGCAAAGGUUAAAAUGUUAUGAGUUAAAAUACUUAUACAUUUUGGUUUUACACAUUAAGAGUUAAUUUUAAUUAGACAAAAUUUUUAGAAACAUUUUCAAAUGCUAAUAACAGAAUCCCCACCUGUCCUCAUUACAUCAAUUGUCAUUUUGCUUUCUAACAUAAAUGUUUUUGUUUAGAGAUUAAUACAAGAGUGAUGAAUAAAUGUACUGGAUAUUGGCUGGAUAAUUUUGUCAGAGCAACCCACUUGCAAGACAAUCUUACCUAAAUUCAUUAGUAUGGAAAAAAACUUAACAGCUAUAAUAAUCAUAUAUUAUAUAUGGAUGGAUCAGAUCAAUGGCUGUGCUGUGUGGAGAUGCUGUGUUAAACCGAACAGUGUGGUAUAUUAAUAACUGGUACACGACUGGAAUUGAAUUAUAUACUUUACUCAUGACCUUUAAAACAUUCUGUACUAUUCAGUGGUCUUCGAUAUAUGAUUGACCUCAUUGCUACAGUAAUGCAUGUUCCUCAAAUAGUUUUGUGUAUGUUACUCAACGGUUAACAACAAAUGUAAGCAAUCAAGUGUAAGCAACAAAUGACAGAACUUUUGCUUCAUAUGAUUACAAUAAAGUUUUGCAUGCAAUUUUUGUUUCCUGACUGCAUAAUUAUCUGUUACAAUCAUAAUCACAUAAAAUUACUGCUCUCCCCCACUGUGUAUAGCCUAACAGGGCUAAUUGGUAUGUGAAUCAGUUUUUUCACAGAUACAUGUACGCGUCGCGUACCUAUUUUUAAUCAUGUCAACAUGUCAGCUCCACAGCUAUUGCAAGGUUCUUUGCCAUUAUCUCUUACUGUACUAUUGACAAAGUAAUGACAAGUUCUGAUUCUGCCAGCUUGUUUUCAAAGCCAAGGAUUCUCGAAUCUGAGCAAUGACUGUUUUAUAACUUGAUUUUGCCAACUUCUCUGGUCAUGGCAACAUUUAGCUGGUUACAGACAAGCUUGUUUUCUAUGACAAAUUUUCAUAUGAUAAAUUUUUUUUGGCAAUUGCACUGUCUAGUAUGUACAACAAAUUUUCUAAUUGCUACAAUAUAGCUGUUAUUAUUAUAGUCAUUUCACCAAUAGAUUGCUGACCAACCACGUGCAAGUGCUCAAAUUACAGUACUUUGCAAGAUUUUCUUUGUUGACCAACACUGACGAGUAAAAUUUGUACUUUGCUAAUUCUUCGUAUGCAUGACAUGUACACUUCAAACGCUGGCAUAUUUGUUAUAGAAACUGGCUUAACAGUGGUGUAACUUUACUUUUUUGACCACUUUCCCUCAGGACAAGUUGGACGUGAAAGUUAGUUGCCCGGAAUAAAAUUCACUUGCCAUCAGACAAUGACCACUCAGGUAUAAAUUAAGGGGACAACAUGUCGACCUGUUCCCCCACUGCUCUAUAUGGCUUCUGCCUCAGAUCUAGCCUUGGCCCACAGAAAAAACAAAAUUUGAAUCAAGUACAUGCACUUUCAAAGAUGUAUCCGACAAUGAAAACAUAAACUUAAAGAUGCCCAGCUUUUUGUGGCAAGGCAACUUGCCCAAUCGGGUAAGCAAGAUAAAACGUUUACUUGUCGUUAUGAUAUUCACUUGCCCUGGGCAAGCAGGCAAGUGUUAAGUUACACCACUGCUGAAGAAUAUCAAUUGUGGAAAAGCUUUUUAGUAUUCUUAUACUCUUACAGGUAAUUCAAACCAACAAAGAACCAAAGAAAACCUUCAAAAGGAAAAGACUACCAAAUGAAUCUAAAGAGUUUACAAACAACAAAUCUAAACAGAUGCAGAGGUUGCAGUAAGUAUAAAAUGCAUUUUUCACCUCAAUGUUCGAAACAUUUUGUAUAAGGCCCAUUUCAGAUGCCGUUCCAGUCAUUUACUGAACUUAAUUGACUGAAUUUGGAGCGAGAAACGUUUGGCAGAGACUGUCGCAGUGUGCGAUGCUGGAGCGACGUCAUAUGUAAUGAUUCAUAUUUUGCCAGUGGUGUAUCUUGACCACUUUCCCUCAGGACAAGUUGGACAUGAAAGUUAGUUGCCCGGAAUAAAAUUCACUUGCCAUCAGAGACAAUGGCCACUCGGGUAUAAAUUAAGGAGACAACAUGUCGACCUGUUCCCCCACUGCUCUAUAUGACUAUACUAUAUGUUAUGUACCGGUCAAGGCUUGAAUUUUAUCGCCACAAUUGCCGUAGAGGGAGAACAAAAUGCUAUGGAUCAUUGCGGCAACGACAGCAAUUUCUUGCCGUAUAGUAUAAUUUUUGUAUCUGCGUGGAGCGCUAGAUACUAUGCUAUCGAGUUGUGGGUGGGUGUGUGCGUUAAACACUCAGGUCGACUAAUUAGAGCGGUACGCCUGCGAACAGGCCGUAAAACAAAUAUGGCGGCUUUCUACAGAGUGACGAGUAUUUUAUAUUUUGCUCUGGCUAUGUAUAUAACUCAAAAUUCUCGGAUAAAAACUUUUUGUUAUAUCUUAGAAGAUUGCCCAAAGUAACAUCGUAAAGCUUUUAGGUGAGUAACCGUGCAUGUCUUUUUAAUAAUAUCGAUUGUCUAUUCAUAAUUAAUAUAUAAUUUGUUUAUAUAUGGUACAUUUUAUAUACAGUCACAGAAUUCAGAAUUAUUAUGUUACGUUAAAAUUUUGUUAUAUGGUGCUUUAGUCACAGGACAUGCUAAUUAGGAUUAUAGGAUUGCUUCAUAACUGAGUAAAGUUAACAAAAUUUCUUUACAGAUUGUAUGUAUUUUUUUCAUUUAGCAUACAUUUAUAAAUGUGGGUACAGUAUUUACCUCGGCAAUUUUGUACUCAUUUUAUACAUAACUCUUAUUCUGUUUUUAUUAUAAACAAUGGUGGCUUUCUGACACAGGGGCGCCGGAGCCACGGGGGCAACUGCCCCCGUUGCCCAAACGUUUCAGGGGCAGCACGGGGGCAACAAGUUGCCCUUUUUUGCCAAAACUACACCUCGAAAUUUGUGCAUUAUUCACAGGAAUUGGAAUUUAGAACUAUUUUUAAGCAAUGUUUAAAGAUGCGGUACAGUCCGUAUGUAAACAAAGGAUUUGUUUACAUUUCGGUAUCCAAAAUAUAGAAUUUUAUUCGACAACUAUUUAUAUUUUCAUGAUUCUAUCAAGACACAACAAUCAAGCUUUGCAAGAACAAAAAAUGAAAUAAAAACCUAAAUAAACUGUUUGUAUAAUAAAAAGAGGGCUCCUUUGUUCACAUACGCAGAUCGGACUGUACAGCAUCUUUAAGCAACCUUUGCUUAAUUUUUAACCAGUUGUAGUAAAAUUAAUGCUAAAUCAAGGAAUAUACGUCUGUUUAAAAUAUAAAAACAACGGUAACUCCAAAAAUAAACAUUUUAAUAUUGUAGCUUUCGACUAAGAUUCAGUCAUCAUCAGGUGAAUCUUAGUCGAAAGCUAGAAUAUUAAAAUGUUUAUUUUCGGAGUUACCGUUGUUUUAUUUUAUUAAAAUACUCAGUGGUUCCCGUAAUUUUUAUACGUCUGUUUACUGAUUUUAUUUUGCGCCUUUAGCACUGUGUAACGAAUAGCUAAAAAUCAAUCAACAUUUCGAAGGUUGCGAUCCAUAAUAGACAGAAGUAAUCGAGUAUCCAUACAGUAAAGUGUUAACAAAUAUUGCUGCCCAGAAAAAUGAUGGCUGAGAAGCAAGUGCCCUUUUGAAAUGGCUGCCCCCGCCGCUUCACAUUGGCGCCCCUGUUCUGACAGUUGAUUGCGGUAGAGAGGAGACUGCAAUCUGAACAUUCUUUGUCAUAUCAAAUAUAAACAAAGUGACUAUACUGCCGGCAGCCGGGUAUUUAGUAAACUGCCGGCUAUAUACUGACUAUAGUUAAAUAUAAAAAAAACUUUUGUUGUUUGCGCUAGCUUUUAGCGAGCUUGCCGUUAGAGUAUACGGUAUAGGCGCUGCGUGCGAAAAGUGAAACGCCCGUCGGGUUGUGUUUUGUCUGACUUAGCUUUUUUUUCUUAGUCACUAUAUAGCCAGCAGUUUACUAAAUAGCUGGCUGUAUAGUCACUUCGAAAUAUAAAUGCUUACUAUAAUAAUAGGCAAUUCCAGCUUUUAAUUUAUGCGCGCAGGGGAUGACGGGAAGUAAGGUAUCAUAUUGCUAAUUAUGCUGAAAAAUUUCAAUAAAAACUGCCGAAACAACCGAAAUAUUUCAAUAUUUACAAGUAUAAGCUGUCACUCCGUGUUUACACGGCCGCCAUUUUUAUUUUUUCAUCAUAAUCAGCAAUAUGAUACCUUACUUCUUUCAUAGCAACUAUGAAAUUCCUUGGUGCAGAUACAUGUACGCCUAGCGUACCUAUUUUUAUACCAUUUACUGUGCAUCACUAUUUUGAUACUUGAAUUCAGAUUUUGAUCAAAUCAUGCGUAAACUAUACUAUUUUAGUCUCAGUUUUCUUCGAAAAAAAUCACUAAAGAAAUACGUAAACAUGUUUCUAGCUUGUCAGCAAUCCAAAAUAACAAUAAAGUUGAAUUUUUAUUACAGUUAUUUGAAAAAAUGCCGUGGAAGCUGCCGAAAUUGCCGUAGACAGCUGUUACGUUCUACGGCAAUUUUUAACGCCAUUGCCGUCGAUUGAUUUCAGGGAAAUUCGAACCCUGGUACCGGUACUGCCUCAGACCCACAAAAAAACAAAAUUUGAAUCAAGUACAUGCACUAUAAAAGAUAUAUCCGACAAUGAAAACAUAAACUUAAAGAUGCCAAGCUUUUUGUAGCAAGGCAACUUGCCCAAUUGGGCAAGCAAGUUAAAACGUUUACUUGCCCGUCAUGAUAUUCACUUGCCGCGGGCAAGUGUUAAGCUACACUUCUGAUUUUGCCCCACUCAUAUAUGUGCCAAACCUAACUACAUGUACAGUAUAUUGUUAGGAUUAGAGUAGCUAUCUCAUGUACAGUACUUAAUAUUUCUUUGGAAUUUACCUAUGGUGCUCCCUGUGAUUGUCACAUGCAGUUCACAAAUUGCGUCAGGCGUGCAGUUCACAACUUGCAUCAAGCCAGCAGUUCACAACUUGCAUCAAGCCAGCAGUUCACAACUUGCAGCAAGCCUGCAGUUCACAACUUGCAGCAAGUCUGCAGUUCACAACUUGCAGCAAGUCUGCAGUUCACAACUUGCAGCAAGUCUGCAGUUCACAACUUGCAUCAAGCCAGCAGUUCACAAAUUGCAUCAAGCCAGCAGUUCACAACUUGCAGCAAGUCUGCAAGUCACAACUUGCAUCAAGCCAGCAUUUCACAACUUGCAGCAAGCCUGCAGUUCACAACUUGCAUCAAGUCUGCAGUUCACAACUUGCAGCAAGUCUGUUGACAACUUGCAACAGACUUGAUAUUAUCAAGCCGGAGCAAGCGAUGCGAACGCAUCCUGAUAUCGGCUUGAUGAUCGCAGGUUGCAUCAAGUCUGCAGCAGACCUGCUGCAACUUGCGCGUUUCUGGCUGUGUCGGAAAGACUUGAAGAACAAGAACAAAGUCUAUACUAAUACAAAGUCAUACAUAAGCAAUUGAAACAAACUUGCCCUAUACUUUAGGAUUUCUCAUACUAAAUCAAUUCUUAUCAAUGUGUACGUUUAAAAAUUGAAAAAAGUUUUACAAUUUUACAUGUAUUUUUUAGUUUUUGCCUUCUUCACUCCUGGCAGCAGUCGUAUUUUGAGAUCAGUGAGAUGACCACACAUACACCAUGCGCCCGCGAUCAUUGAUGAACUUUAGACUUCGCUAAUGCUUUCCUUUCCCCGGGUGUAAAUAGCCGGGUGGAUUUAGUACCCUCGCCCGGGCUUACACCCGGAACGGCGCUCCGCGCCGUUGGCUCGGGGAUUAGCAAGACACCAGCGUGUUGCAUCGCCCUCUAUAUAUGCACCCUGGUUGCAAGCUUUAACGUGUAACGCAAAGAAAUGGAUUAUUAAGCUCAGACUAAGAGCAUAUUCGUUACUAAAUACUAAAUAUUUUAUUGUAUUGUAUUGUAUAUUAUAUAGAAAUGUUAUAAAAUCAGGCAAAGAUGAGAUUUGGUUCGAUGAUGUUGACCCAGAUGAUCUUGAGAAAGUCGCCGGCGUAAAACAGAAGAAAUAUUCUGAAGACGACGAUGUACAUACACAUACACGUAAUGAAAUUCGGCAGCAUGAAGUGACGGCGCAGGAACCAAGGUAUACAGACACUACAUGCAGGGGCGCAUAUUCAACAAUUUUCUAGGGGGAGGGUUGGACGAUCUGGGACCCUUGUACCCUACAUCCAG